GUGAGCUGCGGCUGUCAGCACCGAACCCACGGUCUUGGUUACUUAAUCUCAUUACAGAUUUCCUCGACAAUAACAGAAUGUCCACGAUUUCUGUUUUGAAGCUUGAUGGUUUACGGAAGCUGCCGCUAUCAGCUCGGAUUUUUGCUCCUUAUUCAGAACCUCAAGAGCAGAAGAUUUUGGAGUCGGAUAUUGUUUAUAUUUUACAUGGAUGCACCACCUUGAACCAACUCAAACAAGUCCAUGCCCGUCUCUAUCGUAAAGGCCUCGAUCAAUGUUGCUAUGUUGUCACUAAGUUUAUUCGUAUGCUCAUUAAAAUGGACGUUCCAGUGCACUCAUACCCUCACCUUGUUUUCAGACAGGUUAAGAACCCCAACCCAUUUCUCUGGACUGCUCUGAUUUGGGGCUAUGGUGUUCAAGGACCCUUUUCGGAGUCUAUUCGCUUGUACAGCUGUAUGAGGAAGAAAGGCAUUGGCCCUGUAUCAUUUACGUUCUCAGCUCUAUUUAAGGCUUGCGGUGCUGUUCUUGAUGCAAGUUUGGGGUCACAAGUUCAUGCACAGACAAUACUGAUAGGUGGUUUCGCGUCUGAUUUGUAUGUUGGCAACACUAUGAUUGAUAUGUAUGUUAAAUGUGGGCUUUUGGACUGUGGGCGUAAAGUAUUUGACGAAAUGGCUGAAAGGGAUGUUAUUUCUUGGACCGAGUUGAUUGUCGCAUAUGCAAGAAGUGGCGAUAUGAAGUCUGCAGGGGAUUUGUUUGAUGGAUUGCCAGUUAAAGACAUGGUGGCAUGGACAGCCAUGGUUAAUGGCUAUUCCCAGAAUGCCAUGCCAAGAAAGGCAUUGGAGUUUUUUGAGCAAAUGCUAGAUGCUGGCAUUGCGAUUGAUGAAGUUACCUUGGCUGGUGUUAUAUCUGCUUGCGCUCAAUUAGGUGCAUCAGAGCAUGCAAAUUGGAUUAGGGAUAUUGCCGAGAGUUCCAGAUUUAGGCCAGCCAAUAAUGUAGUUGUUGGAUCUGCAUUAAUCGACAUGUACUCCAAGUGUGGUAAUGUGGAGGAGGCAUACAAAGUUUUUUCGGCAAUGAAGGAAAGAAAUGUAUUUUCCUACAGUUCUAUGAUUGUGGGAUUUGCAAUGCAUGGCCUUGCUCAUGCAGCCAUUAAAUUAUUUUUUGAUAUGUUGAAGGCAGAGGUAAAACCAAAUCAUGUCACCUUUGUAGGAGUGCUCUCUGCCUGCAGUCAUGUAGGCAUGGUAAACCAAGGGAGGCGGCUCUUUGCUGUUAUGGAAAAAUCUCAUGGUGUUGCUCCAACAGCCGAUCAUUACGCUUGCAUGGCAGAUCUUCUUGGUCGUGCUGGAUGCUUAGAAGAAGCACUUAAGCUUGUAGAAACAAUGCCUAUGAAGCCCAAUGGGGGAGUGUGGGGAGCACUUCUUGGAGCUUCACACAUUCAUGAGAACCCUGAUAUUGCUGAAAUUGCUGCGACCCAUUUAUUUGAACUUGAACCUGAUAGCAUAGGAAACUAUAUAUUGCUUUCUAACACAUACGCAUCAGUUGGUAGAUGGGAUGAUGUGUCAAGGGUGAGGAAACUGAUGAGAGGAAAGAAAUUAAAGAAAAACCCUGGCUGCAGCUGGGUUGAAGCAAAGAAGGGUAUAAUUCAAGAAUUCUUUGCAGGUGAUGCAACACAUCCACAAACCAGGGAGAUAAGGAAAGCACUAGAGGAUCUAGUGGAGCGACUGAAGGCUACUGGAUACCAGCCAAAUCUGGGUUCUGUGCCAUAUGAUGUUAGUGAUGAAGAGAAGAAGCGUAUACUAAUGACUCAUAGUGAAAAGCUGGCUCUGGCAUAUGGAUUGCUGAAUACAGAUGCCGGUUCCACUAUAAAGAUCAUGAAAAACCUUAGAAUAUGUGAGGAUUGCCAUGUCGUCAUGUGUGGUGCAUCAAAAAUUACGGAAAGAAAGAUUAUUGUCAGGGAUAACAUGAGAUUCCACCACUUCAUUGAGGGGGUUUGCUCUUGUGGCAAUUUUUGGUGACUGAGGCUGGUUCCAGAUC
Messenger RNA from Neltuma alba, 2028 nucleotides. Its product is annotated as pentatricopeptide repeat-containing protein At5g44230. Gene Ontology annotation, biological process: RNA modification. Bases 78 to 2009 code for a protein of 643 amino acids. The record is from RefSeq and is a predicted model, not a curated record. The transcript is spliced from 2 exons. Lineage: Eukaryota; Viridiplantae; Streptophyta; Magnoliopsida; Fabales; Fabaceae. Gene Ontology annotation, molecular function: RNA binding; protein binding; zinc ion binding.